AUGUCAGUCGAAGCAAAAACGUUCACGAACAAAUCUAAUGGCGAAACAUUCACAAAAGGCACUUACAACGGUAUUGAAGUCUUACGUAGAGACAAGGAUGGUUAUAUAAAUGCAACAAAGAUGUGUCAGCAGUUUAGGAAAGACUUUAGAAGGUUGUUGGAAAAUAAGUCCUGGGAAGAGUAUUUUAAGGCAUUUUGUGAAGAAUAUACCAACCCGCGGAAAACAGCGGGUUGCUUUUUAUACAAAAUUCAUGCAGGAAUUUCUGAUGAAAUCAAACAGGUUAGAGGAAUGUAUGUAGACCCAAGACUCGUAAACUAUAUAGCAAUGUGGGCUUCUCCAAAAUAUUGUAUAGCAGUUGGAAAAAUUCUGGACUCCAUAGACAAGAAAGUUCAUGAGAAAUUAGAUGAAGAAGAACUUGAAGAUACAGUAAAGAAUGCUAAACCUUUGUUCGAACAAG
Molecule: messenger RNA, 457 nt
Organism: Trichomonas vaginalis G3
Lineage: Eukaryota; Parabasalia; Trichomonadida; Trichomonadidae
Product: KilA, N-terminal/APSES-type HTH, DNA-binding family
Exons: 1
Molecular function (GO): DNA binding
Source: RefSeq, a predicted model, not a curated record